Nicotiana attenuata is the source of this 447-nucleotide messenger RNA. RefSeq lists its product as uncharacterized. The record is from RefSeq and is a predicted model, not a curated record. The transcript has a single exon. Bases 1 to 447 code for a protein of 148 amino acids. NCBI's taxonomy places the organism in Eukaryota, Viridiplantae, Streptophyta, Magnoliopsida, Solanales, Solanaceae.
AUGACUCGUCCAGAUAUUGCUUUUGCAGUGAGUAUGGUUGGCCAGUUCAUGUCCGCGCCUACAGUUAAACAUUGGGAGGCUUUGGAGCAGAUCCUAUGUUACUUAAAAGGAGCUCCUGGACUUGGCAUAUUAUACAGCAAUCACGGUCAUUCUCGCAUUGAAUGUUUUGCAGAUGCAGAUUGGGCUGGAUCCAAGAUUGAUAGAAGAUCUACUACUGGUUACUGUGUAUUUGUUGGUGGAAACUUGGUAUCAUGGAGAAGUAAGAAACAAAAUGUUGUAUCUAGGUCCAGUGCAGAAUCCGAGUAUAGAGCUAUGGCACAAUCAACAUGUGAGAUAAUGUGGAUACAUUACCUUUUAACUAAAAUUGGGUUGAAGCAUCCUACUCCAUCAAAACUCUGGUGUGAUAAUCAAGCUGCACUCCAUGUUGCCUCAAAUCCAGUGUCAUGA